Nymphaea colorata (pocket water lily) is the source of this 976-nucleotide messenger RNA. RefSeq names its product chlorophyll a-b binding protein 5, chloroplastic. The coding region runs from base 92 to 886 and encodes 264 amino acids. The record is from RefSeq and is a predicted model, not a curated record. Gene Ontology annotation, cellular component: chloroplast thylakoid membrane; chloroplast envelope; plastoglobule. Lineage: Eukaryota; Viridiplantae; Streptophyta; Magnoliopsida; Nymphaeales; Nymphaeaceae. Gene Ontology annotation, biological process: photosynthesis, light harvesting in photosystem I; response to light stimulus. The transcript has 2 exons.
AAGGCAGAAGCUCACUCCCCUUCAAGGCAACUGGACAAAGAAGCCUCCCUCCUUACACUCUCAGAGACUUCCCAGCUCCCAUCCAGUUCCAAUGGCGACUUCCACGAUCCACAGCUCGACUUUCGCCGGCCAAACUGUGCUCAAGCCCCAGAAUGAGCUCGUCCGCAAGGUCGGCGUCUCCGGCGGCCGGAUCUCCAUGCGCCGGACCGUGAAAAGUACUCCCCAGAGUAUCUGGUACGGACCAGACAGACCGAAAUUCCUCGGCCCAUUCUCCGAGCAAACGCCGUCAUACCUGACCGGAGAAUUCCCCGGCGACUACGGCUGGGACACCGCGGGGCUGUCGGCGGACCCAGAGACAUUCGCCAAGAACCGGGAGCUGGAGGUCAUACAUGCAAGGUGGGCGAUGCUGGGCGCGCUGGGGUGUGUGUUCCCAGAGAUACUGGCUAAAAAUGGGGUGAAGUUUGGGGAGGCAGUGUGGUUCAAGGCUGGAGCUCAGAUCUUCUCUGAGGGUGGGCUUGACUACCUGGGCAACCCCAACCUGAUCCAUGCACAGAGCAUACUGGCCAUAUGGGCUUGCCAGGUAGUGCUGAUGGGCUUUGUUGAGGGCUACAGAGUAGGGGGUGGGCCUCUUGGGGAGGGCCUGGAUGCCCUGUACCCGGGCGGCGCCUUUGACCCACUGGGCUUGGCCGAUGACCCGGAGGCGUUUGCCGAGCUCAAGGUCAAGGAGCUCAAGAAUGGCAGACUGGCCAUGUUCUCCAUGUUUGGCUUCUUCGUGCAGGCCAUAGUCACCGGCAAGGGACCCAUUGAGAACCUCUAUGACCACUUGGCUGACCCAGCUACCAACAACGCCUGGGCCUAUGCCACCAACUUUGUUCCGGGCAAGUGAGUGUAAAAAUUACUUAGUUUCUCUCAGUCCCUUCAUGUACUUCAAUGCUGAGCUCUUGUCAAUUAAAUGAAUUACUCUUCUUUUCUUGUU